UUAUGCGUGUCAAUCGAUGGGGAAAACAUCUAUGCCGUUGCAUAGAAUAUUAGGUUCAUUAUUUGUGUAACAUUUAGUACGUAAUAGUUAUACGUUUAAAUAGAACAUUUAUGUGGAAGGAAGUAAUUUGAUUAUUGAUAUAAGAUAUAGACAUAAAAACAGGAAAUAUGGAAACCACUUUUCAAAUACCAGAUUUACCUCAUGACAAAAAAUAUCACUUGUUUGUUUGCUACGAACGAAAUUCAUUGUGUAUUGUUGAAGAAAUUGUUGACAAUUUGGAGAAAGAAGGAGUCGUAUGUUGUUAUUACGAGAGAGAUUUUACUCCGGGAAGAUCAAUAACGGACAACAUGUAUGAAGCUAUAGGUAAAAGCAUGAAUAUGCUUAUUGUUCUUUCGGAGGAAUUUGAAAAUAGUCUUUACUGCAAGGAUGAAAUCGACAAGGCGUUUAAUUUAAGAGUUCGUGGAAAUUACAACCUCAUACCUAUAAGAACUGAGCCCUGUUCCAUACCAGCCUGCCUUCAACAUCUCGUUUAUAUAGAUGUAGAGGAAGCCGUUGAUGAAGCGCACACAAAAAUCAUUGAUGCAAUGGUGAAGAAAGAACAACAGAUUGCACUAAAGGAAGAUUCAAACGGGGAGUACAGUGCAUUUGAUUUAGAAGCAUAUAAGCCCAGCCGUUUUUCAUUGGAAAGAUACAGACUGAAAAUAACGGAAAUGGACAGAGCCAGGUUAUGGACAAAAAAGUUCGAGGUAUCAGCAGAGUUACUGCAAGAAAUAGAGGACACUGUCAAUGAAUCAUUCUUCUUUAGACUAUAUCAUGUUAUUACUCACCCGUAUCUACUUAUAUCUGUCUUGUAUUUGUAUCUCUUGAUACUUAUCAUGAUCAUCUUUUCAAUACUACUGUUGAUGUCGGUAAGGGAGAGACCAGAUAAAUUAACAUCACCUGCACUGUGUCUUGCUGUUGGUUUACCAACUUGGUUUAUAUCAUAUAUUAUCAUAUCGAUAGUGCUCUGUUGCUGUGAUUGUCAAAAACAAGGAUUGUUUAGACUCAAAUUGAAGUUAUGGGAUAUAUUACGUGAAAAACUCUGGAAAAUAAGUCGACGGACCCAUCAACAGACUGGAGUAAUAUUUUUCUUAAAGCAACACACAUUUAUGGAAACAAAAUUUGAGUUUUAUGUGAUGCGCAUCAACUUCAAGCCAUGUCAGCUAUACUUUGAACGACAACUUGCAAAAGAAGACAAGGCCUAUCUAAAGAAAGAAAUGGCAUCAUAUGAGAGUCCUGAGGAAUAUACAUCAAGGAUUUUUGAUAUAUUCCUAGAAAGAUAUUGUGAAAAAUUAACUGAAAUCAGUAUAAACCGCAGACAUAAUAUGAACAACGGCGCUAAAUGUGUAUGUCUUCACAUUGAUAAUUAUUAUGCUGAAAAAUACAUAAACAGACUAAAGUUGGGUCUUUUCUAAAUGAAGUUUAUAGAAUAUUUACUAUUGUUCAACAUUAUAUGUGCAAUUACUUAUAACAUGACGUCAUCAUCAUGUGAUAAAACGGAGCUAACUUUCGACAAAAUGACAACGAAUGUGGGAUAUGCAUGUAGUAUGAAAUGUAUCAUUGUAACUAUGAUGAUUUUUAAUUGUUGAUGUAGUAUUUAUUGUGAUAUUAUAUGACUUUUGCUUUAUAUUAAACUUGGAUUUCUACGGAAACGUAAUAACAUAUCUAUAAUGUUAAUUAAUUUAUUGUAGUUUUUUAACCUGAAACAUAGAAUGAAUAUACUGAAUUCGUUCGCGGAAACAAUUUUUCGCGUUUUUCAUAUCAUGUAUUAUGUUUAAGAAAACUAAUGUUACAUCACGCUUAGAAUUUGAGCAUACUAACUUACAGUUGCCAUCACUAAUGGAUUAAUUGUAAGAAAAAGAGUAUUAAAGUGAUAUUGACAAUAACUAAAGCUAGUAUCGAUAUUUUAUACAUCAAAGUGUGCUACUUGUUUGUCUAAGUAUUUUAUAUUAAGUAUAGGUUUGCUUUUCAUUAUCUCUCCACUAUUUGAAUCAAAUAAACCAAAAUAAUGUAUCAUGAAGUUGUUUUACAUAGUUGAGUACGAAAUUUAAUACAAAUUAAAUAAUUAAAUUGACUAAUGGACGAGUACAUAGCAGUCAAGCAGUGUCUGCCAAACUAGCCGUGUGUAUAUUUUUUGCGACAUCAAAAAGAUGUGCGCAGUUUAACAUGGAGAAAAUAUUUUUACGCUUCAAUAUCCUAUGUUGCGAUUAUUGUUAAAUUAGAGAAACAUACCUUGCUGAAUUUAAAAAAACCUUAAAAGAAAAUAUAUUUUCGUUCAUCAAAUUUUAUAGUAAAACAAUCAGAAUGUGUAUCAUGAAUCGUAGUAAUAUACAUAUAUGGACUAGAU
Ruditapes philippinarum (Manila clam) is the source of this 2386-nucleotide messenger RNA. RefSeq lists its product as uncharacterized. Gene Ontology annotation, biological process: signal transduction. The coding region runs from base 168 to 1454 and encodes 428 amino acids. The transcript has 8 exons. The record is from RefSeq and is a predicted model, not a curated record. NCBI's taxonomy places the organism in Eukaryota, Metazoa, Mollusca, Bivalvia, Venerida, Veneridae.